Molecule: messenger RNA, 3318 nt
Organism: Eriocheir sinensis (Chinese mitten crab)
Lineage: Eukaryota; Metazoa; Arthropoda; Malacostraca; Decapoda; Varunidae
Exons: 14
Coding region: 96-2711 (871 amino acids)
Biological process (GO): regulation of membrane potential; signal transduction; chemical synaptic transmission
Cellular component (GO): synapse; neuron projection; membrane
Molecular function (GO): transmembrane signaling receptor activity; extracellular ligand-gated monoatomic ion channel activity; neurotransmitter receptor activity
Source: RefSeq, a predicted model, not a curated record
GAGAACAAAGAAAGCCCUGGAGGCGACAAGUAGAUAAUAAUAACAAAACAUCUCUCUCUACAGUGGAGGACAGGAAAGGUUCAGGACACAGGGAUAUGGCAGUGUCACAGACGGGCAACCGGCUAGUGGGCGUGAUGACCUUCAACGGUGACGGCGUGCAACGAGGCAGCACCUAUGCGGUCUACAGCGGCGACGCGGUGCGCCUGCUGGGAAGCUACACCCUGUGCCUGCGAUUCAACGUGUGGGUGUUCCGCCUUCUCACCGCCGUGCUCUACCUGCUGUCCACCGACGACCCCGACGAGGACCCCAUCUCCUUCGAGGUGUACUUCGAGAAGAUCCGCACCAAGUACGGCGGCUACGGCCGCUUCUACCCGCUGCCCGCCAACCUCGCCACCAACAAGUGGUACCACUACUGCCAGGUGCGGGACAUGGCGGGCGGGGAGGGCCGUGUGUACCUGAGCGGGGAGCUGCUGGUGCGGGAGAGCGUGUCCUUCUCACCUGACCCUAAACCCCGAAACGUGAUCAUGGGCCAGGAGGAGUUCAAGGCACCUUACUCCCUAAGCGGGAAGGUGAGUCAAGUCAACGCCUGGAGCCGCGUUCUUUCUGAUGACGAGAUCGCAAGGUUGGCGCGCUGCGAGGAUGACUUCGAGGGUGACGUCAUCGCGUGGUCGAGGGAGUGGCUUCUUCACGAGGUGGAUGGGGAGGAGGUACCACUACGGCGCCUGUGUGGAUCGGUGGUGGAUGGGAUAGUGACCGUGCCUCUGCGACUACUCCGGUUCCCCGACGCCGUGCACGUGUGUAGGGGGCUGGGAGGCGCCAUAGCCCUGCCCGCUGACAACUCACAGCUGCUGGAGGAAAUCAAGUACUUCCAGGGCGUAGAGGAGUGUGACCGUCAGUGGGCGGGGCUGACGGACGAGGAGGAGGAGGGCGUGUGGAGAGACCCAUUCACCGGCGCCGCCCACAACACGAGUGAAUUAUUCUUCCGGGACAACAACCCAGACGGAGACAAGUACCAAAACUGCCUUCGCCUGCACGUUAAGGGCCUCGAGGACACAAGCUGUGAGCAACACAGCUGCUCCGCCUGCCACACUCACGCCGGGAUCACGUGGACGCUGCGGGGGAUCUGUGAGGAGGAGCAGAGGAUGUACUACUUCGACCUUGUGCCGGAGCCGCUGGCCUUCCGCGGCUACGGGGAGUACGCCGUGAGCCAGGCGGGCGGCGGGUCGUGGACGUGGCUCAACACCGUCACCAACACCACGAUGGCCACGCUGCAGCACGAGACUGACUCAGCCUUCCCGAUCGGAAGACUAUCGUGGAUCACGGAGGAGGAGGUUUGCGGGGAUCCCCCGGGGCACCGGGUGCUGACACUCUCCCCCUGCACGCUAGACGAGUUUACCUGCACCAGCGGCUUCUGCAUCCCAUUUACUAGCCGCUGUGACCUCAAGUUCGACUGCGAGGACAAAACCGACGAGAGCUUCUGUGAUAUCAUCAAUUACCCGGCAGACUACAAGUCCUCGCUGCCGCCCAGGCCUGUUAGUGACCUCUCUCUACCGAUCUCCAUCAACGUCUCCAUGGACACCAUCAACAUCGACACCACCACAAUGCUGCUUUCCGUCAGCUACAACCUUCGCAUGACGUGGCACGACAACCGCCUCACCUACAAUAACCUGAAGCAACUCACCAGACUCAACACAAUAUCACAGGAACAAGUGGCUCUCCUGUGGCGGCCCACCGUCGGUUUCAUCAACACAAACGACAUCCAGCACACGGAGGUGGACGCGGACUCCGUCACCACCAUCGUGCGCCACCACAACCACUAUCGCCUCGACUUUUCUAAUCCGUACGAAGUGCGGAUCUUCCAAGGCGACACCAACCCCGUCUCCACCACCCGCAAGUACAGCACCGUCUUCACAUGCUUUUUUGACCUGGUCCUCUACCCCUUCGACAUCCAGAACUGCUACAUGCAUCUCCAGGUCCUCUCCGCCUCUUCAGAGUACCUCAUCUUCAACGCCUCAGACUCGUUCGUGGAGUACCUCGGGCCGCGGCUGCUGGUGGAAUAUGGCAUAGGCGCUAUAGACGUGCACGUGAACAACCACUCCCAGUACAGCGUGUCCAAGGUGCGGGUGGAGCUGGUACGGCGCUACGGGUACGCCAUGCUCAACAUCUACAUCCCUUCUCUUACCCUCCUUAUCAUCAGCUUCGUGACCCUCUUCUUUCGGCCCUCCAUCUUUGAGGUGCGUGUGAUGACGGCCCUCACCUCCCUCCUCGUGCUGGCCACCCUCUUCACGCAGGUCUCCACGUCGCUGCCGAAAACUUCCUACUUCAAGAUGGUCGACAUUUGGCUCCUUUUCUGCAUUAUCGUAAUUUUCUUUAUCAUCAUCUUUCAUACCAUCAUUGACCUCCAGGUGGACUACGGGGAACACAGCACGAAAAUGUCGGUGUCAUCCAAGCCGGCGUUCUUCCCAGGCGUCCAGGAGAUCAGGGUUCGUCCGUCCUCAGGCAGCGGCAAGCUUUUUCCAGAUGCAGCAGCCACAACGUCCCCGCGACCCUGGUGGCUCCCGGAAAUAAAAUUUGACCUGGAUUUCUACAUUAAAACUUCCAGAAUCACAAUGUCGAUCAUCUUCGUGCUGUUCAACGUGGCGUACUGGGGCACACUGGCCAUGGACUCUGGCCUCGUCUACUAUUUUUAUAACACACGUCUUGAGAACUAGGCACGUGCUUUCUUCUGUUCAUUCAUUUAUUUGGUUUUCAUUGAUUAGAAUUUCUCUGCUACUUAUUAAAUGAAGCACCAAGUAGUUAUUCCUCCUGCCUACGACGUAACCUUUUUCAAUAGGGGAGUAUCAACACACCUCCACCCGAGAGUGAUCUUUCAUUUGGCCACUCUACUUCUUUAUAGCAGCAGUGCAUAGUGGGCUUUUUUUGUUUUCAUUUGUUUUUACACUUGAGUUACUUCCUUUACUGUAAAUUUUUUUUUAUUAGUGUUCUGAAUACAAACAUUAGUAGUUCAAGGAGCAACAAAGAUCAAAUGUAAAACCAGUUGGGUAUCACAUCUAAUUCAGGGUACAUACACGAGUCAAAGUCAUGCUCAGUACUAUCAUGGCGGAAGACUUUGGUGAAUAUGUGUUAAGAGAAACAUUCAGUGUCAUACUCAGAUCAUGCAUUACAAAAAGAAAAAAAAAAUUACAAAGUUAUCUGCUUGUAAACUAGGUAAUAUUAAAGUCGUAAAUAUUUUUUUUCUCUCAAUAAAAUAAGCUUUCAGAGAGUAAUUUUCUUGAUUAUGUUACAUCUGUCAGCCUCCUCCACCGCCUUCAGCCUCAC